Molecule: messenger RNA, 1233 nt
Organism: Xiphias gladius (swordfish)
Lineage: Eukaryota; Metazoa; Chordata; Actinopteri; Istiophoriformes; Xiphiidae
Gene: rxfp3
Product: relaxin family peptide receptor 3
Exons: 1
Coding region: 1-1233 (410 amino acids)
Biological process (GO): immune response; G protein-coupled receptor signaling pathway
Cellular component (GO): membrane
Molecular function (GO): G protein-coupled receptor activity
Source: RefSeq, a predicted model, not a curated record
AUGUCCGGAGAACCCGUCGACACCAGUUCUGAAGGCUCAGCUGGAAUAAUCCACGCUGCCAACUUCAGCUUCACUUUCAACGCGACAAACCGCUCCUCCGGCGACUACUCUCACCCGCCGGACCUCGACAAAAGUGAUUUCGUGGGAGAUGGCGCCGCCGUGGUGAGGAUUAUCAUCUCGGUCAUCUACUCCCUGGUUUGCGCGCUGGGUCUGGUUGGAAACCUGCUGGUCUUGUACCUGAUGAAGUCUAAACAGGUGUGGAAAAAAUCCUCCAUCAACCUUUUCGUGACCAGUCUGGCGGUGACUGACUUCCAGUUCGUGCUGACUCUGCCGUUCUGGGCGGUGGAGAACGCGCUGGAUUUUACUUGGCUCUUCGGCAAAGCCAUGUGCAAGAUCGUGUCCUAUGUGACAGCCAUGAACAUGUACGCCAGCGUGUUCUUCCUGACGGCUAUGAGCGUGGCGAGGUACUGGUCGCUCGCCUCCGCGCUCAAGGGCAGGCGGCGGCGGACGCACUGCUGCUCCGCGCGCUGCAUCACCGUUUUCAUCUGGUUUUCCGCCGUCUCCGCCGCCCUGCCGCACGCGGUUUUCUCCACGACGGUCACGGUGUCCAGCGAGGACCUGUGCCUCGUCAAAUUCCCCGAAACCAGCGGCGCCUCGCAGUUUUGGCUGGGGCUCUAUCACUCUCAGAAGGUGCUGCUGGGCUUCGUGGUGCCGCUGGGCAUCAUCUCCGCCUGCUACCUGCUCCUUUUGCGCUUCAUCACGUCCAAGAACAUCAACACCUCCUGCGCCAAACGACGCGCCAAAGUCACCAAGUCCGUCACCAUCGUGGUCUUGUCCUUUUUCCUCUGCUGGCUGCCCAACCAGGCGCUGACGGCCUGGGGCAUCCUCAUCAAACUCAACGUGGUGCAUUUCAGUUACGAGUACUACACCACUCAGGCGUACGUCUUCCCCGUGUCCGUGUGCCUGGCGCACUCCAACAGCUGCCUGAACCCCAUCCUGUACUGCCUGAUGAGGCGGGAGUUCAGGAAGGCGCUGAAGAGACUCUUCUGGCGCAUGACUUCGCCGACCCUGACCGCCAUUCGGCCGAUCACAGCCACCACCAAGCCAGGAGCGAACGGGCCACGGCAAGUCGCGGUCCCCGCCCGCGCGUCCGCGGAGCAGGCUGUGGUGUUUUACCCUCCGGGGGCAGUUAUGUACAAUGACCGGCGGAAUAUGCCGCAAAACAGCACUUAG